AAAUGUUUCGUUUUCUGGUUAUUGCAUGCUGUUUGGCCGCCCCUGCCUUUGGUUAUUCGAGUGGUGCCCCUAAAGAGGCUUGCACAAACGGUUUGACACCUGAACAUCACGUGAAAGAACAAAGCUCACCGUCACCAUAUUCCGUUUCCACGGAGAGUGUUGUAAAGGCUGGCGAAAAACUCACUGUUACAUUGGGUGGUGGUGAAUUUUUGGGCUUCGCCAUCCAGGUGCAAGAUUCUAAUAAGAAACCAAUUGGUACCUUCAAAGUUGUGGAAUCGAAUAAAUCACAAUUGCUCACCUGUUCCAAGGCUGGUGACACCUUGACCCAUGUGAAAAUCGACAAGAAGAACAUUCCCAACACUUUGCAAUUCCAAUGGGUAGCCCCAGCCGACUACAAGGGCAAGGCAAAAUUGGUCGGUACUGUGGUCAAGAAUGGUGUCACAUUCUGGGUCUCCAAACUUCUUAAAGAAAUUGAAGUCCAAUAA
This is a messenger RNA of Musca vetustissima, 485 nucleotides long. RefSeq names its product defense protein l(2)34Fc (gene l(2)34Fc). The record is from RefSeq and is a predicted model, not a curated record. The transcript has 2 exons. The coding region runs from base 3 to 485 and encodes 160 amino acids. NCBI's taxonomy places the organism in Eukaryota, Metazoa, Arthropoda, Insecta, Diptera, Muscidae. Gene Ontology annotation, molecular function: oxidoreductase activity, acting on metal ions.